AGAUCCGAGAUUUUCAUUCAUCACUAUCGUUUUCUCCUUCUGGUUUCUGAGUUUGUUUUUUUCCAACUUUCCAAUGCGCGGCAAACCCUAAUCCUCUUCAGCGUUAGUUUUUGCCUCAGAAGAUUCAUCUGCCCAGUCGACCUCUAUAAUGGGGCGCAGUGACUCUAGAUCACCUGCCAGGGGUCGUGGAUCUCCUCGCAGGAGGAGCCCUUCACGCAGGGAAAGGUCACCUGCUCAUAAAAGGAGUUCACAUGCUGCAAGUUCAGCUGUAGCAGAGAAGCCUUCAAGACGUGCAAGGUCAAGAUCUCCUGUUCCUCUUUCACCUGCUCGAGAGAGGCCUUCUAGUCGCAAUAAAUCCCCAAAGCGCAGAAAAUCAAUCUCCCCUGCAUCUCACUCCCCAGUCAGAGAGAAACCCUCAAGUCGCAUGAAGUCCCCCAAACGAGCUAAGUCAAGGUCUCCGAAUUCGAAGUUGUUACAGGGAGAGAAAUCUUCAGGCAGAGCCAGGUCUCCUAAGCGUGCCAAGUUGCAGUCUCCUGAACCGCGCUCACCCUCACCACGAACAAAAAGACUGAGGAGAGCAGAAAGAGAGACUGAAGAAAAAUUGAGUGAGCGGGAUCCUGAGAAGAAUCACAGGAGAUCUAAUGAUAGGGCUACACAUAGGGAAAAGGAUUCUGACAGAAUGUUGCCUGAAUCUCGCUCACCCUCACCACGAACAAAAAGACUAAGAAGAGCAGAACGAGAAGCUGAAGAAAAGCCAAGGGAGCGGGAGCCUGAAAAAAAUCAUGGGAGAGACUAGUGAUAGGGGCUACACAUAGGGAAAAGGAUUCUGACAGAAUGUUGCCUGAAUCUCGCUCACCCUCACCACGAACAAAAAGACUAAGAAGAGCAGAACGAGAAGCUGAAGAAAAGCCAAGGGAGCGGGAGCCUGAAAAAAAUCAUGGGAGAGCUAGUGAUAGGGCUACACAUAGGGAAAAGGAUUCUGACAGAAUGUUACCUGAAUCUCGUUCACCCUCACCUCGAACAAAGAGACUAAGGAGAGCAGAUCAAGAAGCUGUAGAGAAAUCGAGGGAGCGGGAGCCUGAAAAAAACCAUGGGAGAGCUAGUGAUAGGGCGGCACAUAAGGAUUCUGAUAGAGUGAUGCAAAUCGAAAAAGGAGAGAGAAAAUCGGGAAAGGACUUAAAAGAUAAUGGAUCUUAUAAGUCAAGAAAUGGUCGAUCAGCUUCACCUUCAGAACGUCAGCAUAGAAGUCGGCACAGAUCAAGAUCACCUGUAGCAGCCGAUAGUAGAGCACAUUCUGAGGUAACAAACUUAACGAGAGAUGAACUCAGGAAUGGUGAAGAUGACUCCUUAUCUAAAAUGAAGGAAGCUGAGGAGGCCUUGGAAGCUAAAAAUAAAGAUAAACCUUCGUUUGAGCUCUCUGGAAAGCUUGCAGCAGAAACUAAUCGAGUAAGAGGCAUAACACUUCUCUUCAAUGAGCCACCAGAUGCUAGAAAACCCGACAUAAGAUGGCGCUUGUAUGUUUUUAAGGGUGGUGAAGUCCUUAAUGAGCCUCUAUAUGUUCAUCGCCAAAGCUGUUAUCUUUUUGGGAGAGAAAGGAGGGUUGCAGACAUUCCCACGGAUCACCCAUCUUGCAGCAAGCAACAUGCUGUCCUCCAGUACCGGCAAGUUGAGAAGGACAAACCUGAUGGUACUUCAUCGAAGCAAGUAAGGCCAUACGUAAUGGAUCUUGGAAGCACUAAUGGUACUUUCAUUAAUGAAAAUCGGAUUGAGCCUGAGAGAUACUAUGAGCUAUUGGAAAAGGAUACCCUUAAGUUUGGUAAUAGUAGCCGAGAGUAUGUGCUGCUUCACGAGAAUUCAGCAUGAUGAAAGUCUCGCUAAAAUGCUAGACAGAGGUGUCAUUUGCAUCGACUGGCUUGUUGUUGGACGCUUUUAAUCACAGACGAUCAAACAUUUGUUAGGCCAUGUUUACCAGCACACUAGCCAUUGCAAGUACUCAGCUAAAAUCGUGUAAUGUGCUCGAGAUUUCGGCAGUGUUAAUGGAAAUUUUGGUUUCUAUAGCCUCCAUGAUUCUUGGAUGGUUUGUUCCAGUUUGUUUAUAAGCUCUUAGUUCCCUUAUAAAUGGGAUUGUGUAAAAUUGUUGAUCAGGUCAUAACUAGUGAAUGCACACUCACAUUCCUUCAAGUAAUGAAUAUUUAUCUUUUCCUAUCA
Messenger RNA from Solanum tuberosum (potato), 2208 nucleotides. Its product is annotated as FHA domain-containing protein DDL. The record is from RefSeq and is a predicted model, not a curated record. The transcript is spliced from 11 exons. NCBI's taxonomy places the organism in Eukaryota, Viridiplantae, Streptophyta, Magnoliopsida, Solanales, Solanaceae. The coding region runs from base 835 to 1863 and encodes 342 amino acids. Gene Ontology annotation, molecular function: protein binding.